Molecule: messenger RNA, 561 nt
Organism: Rhodotorula toruloides NP11
Lineage: Eukaryota; Fungi; Basidiomycota; Microbotryomycetes; Sporidiobolales; Sporidiobolaceae
Product: mitochondrial peptidyl-trna hydrolase
Exons: 9
Coding region: 1-561 (186 amino acids)
Cellular component (GO): cytosol; mitochondrion
Molecular function (GO): peptidyl-tRNA hydrolase activity
Source: RefSeq, a predicted model, not a curated record
AUGACGGCCUCGUCCGUUUGGGGCACAGCCGCUGCCGUGGGCCUCGCCAGUGGACUUGUGGGCUACUACAUCGGUUUGGGCUCGACACUCGGAUACACACGUGGAGGGACUAGCUCGGCAAAGGACGACGACGGCGACUCGGAAUAUGAGACGGAAUCUGAGGAGGGCGAUGCGGAUGAGCUGAAAGCCGUCAAGGCGCAGGGUGACGAGCCGUGCAAGCUCGUCCUCGUCGUACGAAGCGACCUCAACAUGACCAGGGGCAAGAUCGCUGCGCAGUGCGGUCACGCCACGCUCGCCUGCUACAAGACUCUGAUGCGAUCCAACCCCAAGCUCGUGCAGCAUUGGGAGCGAACAGGGCAAGCGAAGAUUGCGGUCAAGUGCGAGUCGGAGGAGGAGCUCGAGAUCCUGCAGGCGUCGGCCAAGUCGCUCGGUGUCUGCGCGCGGUCCAUUCAGGAUGCCGGACGAACGCAAGUCGACCCUGGCACGACUACUGUCCUCGGCAUCGGUCCAGCCCCCGUCCGCGUUGUCAACCAAGUCACCGGCCACCUCAAACUGCUGUAA